Molecule: messenger RNA, 1224 nt
Organism: Penicillium daleae
Lineage: Eukaryota; Fungi; Ascomycota; Eurotiomycetes; Eurotiales; Aspergillaceae
Product: GNAT family N-acetyltransferase
Exons: 1
Coding region: 1-1224 (407 amino acids)
Source: RefSeq, a predicted model, not a curated record
AUGAUGGGCGAGAUGGGCCCCUUCCAGUGGAUCGAAAGCCCACAACGCCCUCACAACCCGCUAUUCAACGGGGCUGUGAGACAAAACAGAGGCCGAGCACUCGACCCUCGUCUCGAACCCAUCGAGUCAGGCGUGGGAAUUCCCUCCGUUGCGAUGAACCAGCAGGAGCAGAUGCCAUACCCAAAGGCAGGCCCCAUUCGCACUCUGACCCCUCAUCAUGGAGGCCCGCCAAUGGACACUCAUCAUGCAUCCAUCCAGCCAGGCAUGGGUAAUCCCUCUUUCGCAAUGAGUCCGCGGGUGCAGAUGCCAUUUCAACAGGCAAGUCCCAAUCGUCCUCUGCCUCCUCAAUAUGGAGGCCAAGCGAUGGGUCCACGACUCGCAUCCAUGGAGUCCGCUAUGGGCAGUCCCUACUAUGUGAUGAGCCCGCGGGGGCAGAUGCCAUUCCAACAGGCAACGCCCAAUCGUCCGCCUCCGCCUGGAUAUGGAAGCCCAGCGACGGACCCACGCCUUGCAUCCAUCGAGUCAGGCAUGGGUAAGCUCUCAAUGAAGCCACAGGAGAAGGUUCCAAUCCCACAGGCAAGACCCAGACGCCCUCCACCCUCUCGUCCCUACAUCCGCCCUGCUGUCGUGGAAGAUGCCGAGGAAAUUUCACGAAUCCUCAACUGGCACUGUGUAGCAUCUCCGUGGGACCCGGAAGCCGAAGUGAUGAUUCCUGAAUAUGUCUGCAAUUUCCUUGAAACCUGCAAAUUACGCAGACUUCCAUUCCUGGUUCUCGUUAUGCCGCCAGAUCUGUCUCAAACCUCCGAAGACCCUCCAAAGCCGCAGAUUUGUGGCCUUACCUACAUCGAUGCUUUCGAUGAGAUUGUCACUGAGGACUCCCUUGGUGACCUGCGGGUGUACAUCUGUCCUAAAUGGACACACCACGGCUUCGGUACCGCGCUUGUCGACUGCAUCCUGGCUAUUUGUGACAUUCAUUACAAUCGCAGAGUUCACGUGGAGUGGCGCUCCGUUCCAAGUGUGGACUUAAGCAAUGUGCUACGACUGGAACAGGUGAUGUGCGCCAUAGCCUAUCCUGCUCAGGUGGAGAAGAACUUUGAGUUCAUUUGGCACUGGCUGAAGAAAAGAUUCGGCUUUCAGCUUUUUGGCGAAGUGAGGCAAGAUCGCGCCAAGUACGGCUAUGAGUAUGUCAAUGUUUCUUUCUUUCGCCUGACCCGGACAAUGUGA